AUGUGCCUGCGACUCCGUUACGGCGCUUGCGCUGCGGCCGUGGCAGUGCUCGUAUGUUGGGGCUUCCUCUCGCUGCUGGAGUGGGGGCAGCCGCUCAGCACGCUGGCGUGCUGGCGCGUGGCAGAGAAGCAAGUGGAAGCAGGGCUUGCGGUGUCUUCUCACGGCAAGUUUAUUACUGUGGAUGUCGAGCAACAGUUACAGACGGCGUGGAUUGCUCUGCUUGGUGCCAUAGGCGCCUUUUAUUUGAGUCCGUCGAUUCGCCUGGAAAGCAGUUGGGCGCUCGCGGCCUUUACCCAGGGCGCGCGCGAUCCAGAAGGCAAGUUCUGCCGCCAGCUGUUGGACUACCGAUGGCUGCACCCUUCUCAGGGCGGCGACUCCUUUCCACGGGUGCGCGCUGACCAUGGCGACGUUGGCGCGUGGGUGGAGAGCUGUCGGAGGGAGUUUCCCCGGCUGGGUGCGGAGGAGCGGCAGCUCCUGCAGCCGUGGCGGAGCGCGGGCGCCAUCCCCGCAGAAGUGCUCACGCGACCUCCGCACGACUACUGGGCCAUCGUGCUCGGGGCGCGCGCGGAGGCACUCCCCGCCUACGCCGCAGCCAGGCUCCCCCGCGAGGAGCUGCUGGCGCACCUGAACGCCAGCGUCCGGUCCUCCCCCAUGCCGAGCCUGCCGGCCGGAGCCGCGCCGAAGAUGCUGGAGUACUUCGAGGCCCUGGACCUCCGGCAGACGGGGCGCGUGGCCUCCACCUGGGGGGCGGUGCGCGCGGCGGUGCUGGCGGGGGAGAUCGCGCGCUUCGACGCCGGGCCGCUCUUCCCCGCCGAGCUCUUCCACGUCUCGGUGCGGCAGCUCGCGGCGCGGGAGGGCGCCGCGGCGCGCCGCGCCGUCGUCCGGUCGGACGGAUGCCGGCCGGUGAGCUUCGCCGCCUUCGCGGAGCGCAACGCGCAGCUCGUCCGGCGCGGCGCGCGCACGGCGAUCAGCGCGGCGCGCGGCGCCGCGGUGUUCGGAGAGGGCUCGGUGAAUGCGCUCAUGAGCAACCAUUCCAGGGAGGAUCGGCAGUACUGCAGCGUGGGGUACAUCAACAGCAGGCGCCUGGGCAAGCUGCACGCUGGGCUGCCGGACCUGGUCCGGGGCCUGGGCCUGGAGCGCGAGGUGCUGCGGCAGCAGAGCUUCCUGUGGAUGGGGCCGGUGCGCGGGGGCUUCCACUACGACGAGGAGCCGAACGUCUACGUCCAGGUCUCUGGCGAGAGCGAUCUCUUGCUCAUCCACCCGGACUACGUGAAGGCGUACUCGGCUGGGCUCCGGAUCCGGCAGCCGCCAAGCCUGGCUGAGCUCGCAAAGGAUCCAUUCUUGAGAAGAAUCCCCAUGCAUCUCUUCCACAUGAAGCCCGGGGAGGCCGUGACCUUCCCCGGCGGCACGUAUCACAUGAUCCUGGCUCAAACUUUCGACCGUUUGGCUGUGAACUUUUUUUUCAUGCCGACUUGGCGGAAGCUGGAGGUUCUCGACAGCGACUGGUAUUCUUCGGAGCGGAGGGAACCCGGCGGCAACGAACGGCUAGCGCUGCGGCAGUUGUGGGCCAGGACGCUAGUGCGACUGUACGAGGAAACAGGCAAGGGCGUCAUCUUCAUGGGGGAGAAGCUCGAGUACCUUUGA
Messenger RNA from Prorocentrum cordatum, 1644 nucleotides. The record is from the annotation of a GenBank genome assembly. NCBI's taxonomy places the organism in Eukaryota, Dinophyceae, Prorocentrales, Prorocentraceae.